AGAGGAGCGGCAGAAGGAGGAUAGAAGGGAAAAGGAAAUCCGCUCUCGUUUGUAUCAGACCGUACACACCGUGAUGCUUCGCCUUCGAGAACAGGACGCUCUCAUCCCUCGGCCUCGAGGGACUCUGCCCAAGGCGUGUGCUGUGGCGCUGACGGCCACAGCAAUAGGAGGCACCGUGUUCCUGUCUCCUGAAAGAUUGUUUGGAUGGGUUGCCAUGGUAAUCCUCAUUCUGACCCUCGGCCCUCUGCUGCACGGGAUCUGUCUGAUGGCAGAGGAGGUGCUAAACCAUUCAAAUACGAGAUAUAGAGGCCAGAGGCUGCUGAGUCACGUGCUGCCAGCCUGUGGGUUUGGGGGGAAGACUCUGCUGGCUGCCGGGCUGGCAGGCCUCCUGGUCUAUGUGGCUGGACAUCCCUUGUCAAACAGGAGCCAAUGCUGGAAACUCCUCAUCCUGACCUCGGUCCUUUAUGCUCUUUUCAAAAGCCUGGGAGUCCUGGGUCCGUCGGAGGUGGAGGUAUCGGAAAUGUGCGAGGGGAGAAAGAUGAACGUGGCCCACGGCCUGGCCUGGUCCUUCUACCUGGGCUACCUGCGCCUGGUGCUGCCACGUUUAGAGGACUCGAUCACAGCAUUUCGUGACACUCACGAGGCCCCCUGGGGUCGUGGCUCCAGGAAGCUCCUCAUCCUCAUACCUCUCAACGCCAACAUUUCUCACAAGCUGGAGGACGAGGACGACAACAUCCGUUUCUACGACAACCUGCCCAACAACAAUAUGGACGUGGCGGGCGUCCGGGGGCGGGUCUACAAGCACAGCGUUUACAGAGUAUUUGACGAGAAUGGGAAGGUCCAUGAGUGUGUGGUGGAGUAUGCAACGCCUCUUCUGACGCUGUACGGCAUGUCCCAAGAGAGCAGCGCUGGUUUCGGGGAGCCCGAGCGCCGACGGCAGGUCCUGCUCUUCUACAGAACUCUGCAGGAAAUACUGGAGCGCUCGCUGGAGUGUCGCAACCGCUACCGACUCAUUCUGCUUAAUGAUGAGCACGAGGACGACCCCCACCUGCUGUCCAAAGCCAUCCUCAGACACCUGGAGCAGCAGGAGAAAGAAGAGUUCUCCCUCACCCCGACUCCUACGCAGGAGACGGUGCACCCCCCCAUAAAGGAAUCAAGUGACGUUGAGCGCUCCGCCAGGUUGCUACAGUUACCCCCCAUAAGUGGUAACAAUUGCCCCCCUGAGCCGAUGAGCAGGGAGCCGACGCUCAUGUUCAGCCUGGAGGAACCUCAGCCUCUGAGGGAACCUGUUGAGAACUCCGACCACUUUCAAGGAAGAAUGACGCUGCGCAAUUGAUUUAUCUACAGUCUGCUAUCUCUUUAUCUGUGUGAAUUCAUAGAGGUUCGAUAAAUGCUAAUAUUUGCUGAGAUGAAUAAUUUAUUUGAUCUUUUCUAAUUGCUUGGUUAGCUGAUGGAGACGUUUGGGAGCUGCCUGUUCUGACCAGCGACAGGAAGUGCACACAAUGUCAUUUUGAUCGACAUUGAUUGCAAGCGUGAAAACGCUUGUCUAUGUAUCUAGAAAUGGCUCAGUGUGUAAACAGAUGAAUGGAUCAGGUCUCGGUUUUGAAAUGAAAUCAGUGUGUGUGUAGAAAUAUCUGGGAAACCAUGAAGCUUUUGUCUAGAAGACAAUGUUGUCUUUAAGCAGCUACGAAAUGAUGGAUGAAGAGUUUGUUAUUCUCCUUCAUCUUGUAAAUAUGACAUCUAAUAACAUCCAGUUGUUCUGUCCAAUAUUGGUGUAGACUGGUCCUGCUGUUGCUACCAGUGGGUCCAUUUCAAAGGUUGGUGUCAGCAUUUAGUUAAUCACGACAAGUCUUUCAAAUAGAUGGGGUGAGAAGAAUGGUGAAAAUGUUGUAUGUAUAGUAUUUAUAUUCAAGGUAAUAAUAUUGGUAAUAGGAGUUAAAAUUGUAAAAUCACAGAAAUAUUUACGGCAGCAAAGCUCUGAAAGAGAGAUAUGGAGGAAGAGAAACAUCUACGAGUGUGUUUUAUGAUAAUAAAAAAGAGUUCAAAGAAGCCUGACACCACACCUGCUUACCUGCUUCUCCCAUGAGCGCACACACAUACUGAAACUGCAAUGUUAGCAUGCUAAUAUGCUAGCCUAAGAUGA
Pungitius pungitius (ninespine stickleback) is the source of this 2143-nucleotide messenger RNA. RefSeq names its product stimulator of interferon response cGAMP interactor 1 (gene sting1). The coding region runs from base 74 to 1336 and encodes 420 amino acids. Gene Ontology annotation, biological process: reticulophagy; defense response to virus; positive regulation of macroautophagy. The record is from RefSeq and is a predicted model, not a curated record. The transcript has 7 exons. Gene Ontology annotation, molecular function: cyclic-di-GMP binding; 2',3'-cyclic GMP-AMP binding. Lineage: Eukaryota; Metazoa; Chordata; Actinopteri; Perciformes; Gasterosteidae. Gene Ontology annotation, cellular component: autophagosome; endoplasmic reticulum membrane.